Phaedon cochleariae (mustard beetle) is the source of this 624-nucleotide messenger RNA. The record is from the annotation of a GenBank genome assembly. NCBI's taxonomy places the organism in Eukaryota, Metazoa, Arthropoda, Insecta, Coleoptera, Chrysomelidae.
AUGUAUCGCCUUAGCAGGUGUUCUUUAUUACUUUCUGAUAGCCGAAAAAUUGGUUUACAAUGCAGAAAUUUCUUAGCAACUGAUAAUAAUGUGGAAAAUUCCCCUCUGAAUGGUAUUAGAAUUCUUGAUUUGACUCGAAUCGUAGCAGGACCUUAUUGUACUAUGGUUUUGAGUGAUUUGGGUGCUGAAGUUAUCAAAGUUGAACGUCCUGGUACUGGAGAUGAGUCCAGGAAAUGGGGACCACCAUUCAUAGGAAAUACUUCUGAGUCCUGUUAUUUUGUUGCUGUGAAUCGUAACAAAAAAAGUAUAUGUGUGAAUUUGAAGUCCCCAAAAGGUAGAGAUAUACUGUAUAAACUAGCUAAGAAAUCAGAUGUUCUUGUUGAAAACUAUGUUCCUGGAAAGUUAGAUGAACUGCAGUUAGGUUAUGAGGACUUCAAUAAAGUUGCACCUCAUCUGAUCUACUGUUCAAUUACUGGAUAUGGUUCAAAGGGGCCAUACAAACAUAAGCCUGGAUAUGAUGUGAUAGCAGCAUCUGUUGGUGGGUUAUUGCAUAUAACUGGACCAAGUGGAGGGGAACCAGUAAAAGUUGGAGUGGCUGUUACAGACUUAGCUACUGGUGGGUAG